Molecule: messenger RNA, 360 nt
Organism: Phytophthora nicotianae INRA-310
Lineage: Eukaryota; Oomycota; Peronosporomycetes; Peronosporales; Peronosporaceae
Exons: 4
Coding region: 1-360 (119 amino acids)
Source: RefSeq, a predicted model, not a curated record
AUGAACAGUGGGUUACAGCAGUGCCUGACAUACACCAAAGCCAAGUUGGGUGAAAUUGCUACAGCUAACCCUUACAUUUGCGCAAGGUACUUCGACUGUCUGAUGAACGUUUUUAUUGAGGUUGUGCUGAAUUGGAACAUGGAAGCAGGGUGCACUCGCGCGGAAGGUGGUUUAUUUGGCUACAUGUCAGCUACAGUUGACAACUACUAUGCUAUGUGCGCUUCCUCACGAUUCCGAGACGCCCUUGUCAAGUAUGUGGAUGCUAUUGCUACAGCUAGUGUCCCUCUUGACCUGAUAAAGCGAUCGAGUCAGUUGAAUUGGAGCGAGACGCUUUCCGGAAAUCACGACCUGGAGCAUUAA